UUUAAAAUUAUUACGCGCAUUAGUUACGUCCUUCGCAUUCACGAAUAUUGCGCUCUAUUGUUUAUUGUCACAAAUCGCAUGUACAUAUAGGUGUUGCUAAUUAUUUUGUUUUGUUUUACCGUCCACUGUACGUCACACCAUUCGAUCAUGUCGAAACUGACUAUCAUCUUGUCAAUGGCCACGCUGUGCUCUCUGUCCGCGGCGGCCCCAGACUUCUACAACGAUAAAGAGAACGUACUGCAAGCCGAAGGGUUCGGAAAUGAGGAAAUCAAAGAGUCCAACUUGAUUACAAAAUGUUAUGACGAGGAAACUAAAUCAGCUUACAAGGUAGACUCCGUUUGGUAUCCAGUGGGAAAAUGUGAAAAACGAACUUGUUCUAGGCAAAAGAACUCAAAAACCCCAACAAUCAAAACUAUGGAAUGUGAACCGUGCACUUCAUGUAAAUUGCCUAAUCAUACAUGCCAACCAUUCCGAGCUGACAAAAAUUAUCCUAAGUGUUGUUCACAGUGUUUAACGAAGUCUACAGUACUUUUGAAAACAGAACCAAAGAAAAAAUACCAAAACAUUUAAAUAUUAUGUUAUUAUUAUUGAUUGAUGUUCUGAAACAAAAACCUUUAGGUACAUUCAAUCCUAUUAAUUAUCAUGAAUAAAAAUAAUAUAGGUACAAUAUACAAUAAACAUAUCAUAAAUUUAAUACAGUGAAGGUAUCAACAUUCAAAUACAAUUUGCUGUUAUUACUCAUUACUUAUAACAUAGUUAAAACACAGAUAAUUUUAAUUGACAAGUUAUACUUACAUAAUUAUAGUUGUUAUAUUUAAAAAAAUAUAUAUGACAGUUAAUGUCAACA
This is a messenger RNA of Myzus persicae (green peach aphid), 847 nucleotides long. RefSeq lists its product as uncharacterized. Lineage: Eukaryota; Metazoa; Arthropoda; Insecta; Hemiptera; Aphididae. The transcript is spliced from 3 exons. The record is from RefSeq and is a predicted model, not a curated record. The coding region runs from base 148 to 570 and encodes 140 amino acids.